Messenger RNA from Penicillium mononematosum, 1737 nucleotides. RefSeq names its product gamma-glutamyltransferase. The record is from RefSeq and is a predicted model, not a curated record. NCBI's taxonomy places the organism in Eukaryota, Fungi, Ascomycota, Eurotiomycetes, Eurotiales, Aspergillaceae. The transcript is spliced from 7 exons. Gene Ontology annotation, biological process: glutathione catabolic process. Gene Ontology annotation, molecular function: glutathione gamma-glutamate hydrolase. Gene Ontology annotation, cellular component: plasma membrane. The coding region runs from base 1 to 1737 and encodes 578 amino acids.
AUGUUGAAACCGAUGAGGCUCGGAGUCUUGGUGGUUUUGUCGCUGCUCUUGAUCGCAACCCAUCUGCCCAGCGCAAACACCUCCCCCUUGGAGUUCUCCGAGCGAGACACGGAUGAAAUUGGGCCUGGGAAGCUGGGCGCUGUUGCUAGCGAAAGCUCAAUCUGCUCCCGCCAUGGAUCUGAUAUUCUGAAGAAGGGCGGAAACGCUGCUGACGCUUUGGUUGCAACGGAAUUUUGCAUUGGUGUCGUGGGAAUGUAUCACAGUGGAAUCGGCGGAGGUGGCUUUAUGCUGGUGAGAUCGGCAAAAGGUGAAUACGAGUUCAUUGAUUUCCGAGAGACGGCUCCAGCUGCGGCAUUCGAGGAUAUGUACAAAAACAACGAGGAUGCUUCCAUCUACGGUGGACUGGCAAGUGGAGUUCCGGGCGAAGUACGAGGUCUCGAGUAUCUCCACAAGAAAUACGGCUCCCUUCCAUGGUCGACUGUUAUGCAGCCCGCUAUCCGCACAGCCCGUGACGGUUUCCCUGUUACAGAAGAUCUUGUCAAAUACAUGAAAUCUUCCGUUGGCACUGGAGAGGAUUUCUUGUCCAAGAACCCCACGUGGGCAAUUGACUUCGCUCCGAACGGAACCAGGCUUGGGCUGGGCGAUACCAUUACCCGACGUCGGUUGGCGGAUACCCUCGAAGCUAUUGCACAGCGUGGCGCAGAUGCAUUCUACUCGGGCCCCAUCGCGGAGGCUAUGAUCAACGCGGUGCAGAGCGAAAACGGCACAAUGACGCUCGAGGAUCUGAAAAACUACACUGUGGCUAUUCGGGAUAUCUCUCAGAUUGACUACCGUGGCUACAAGAUCACGAGUACGACGGCCCCCUCAAGUGGUAGUAUCGCCAUGAGCAUUUUGAAGAUCCUCGGGACAUACAAAGAUUUCUUCUCGAGUGAACAGGCCGUGAAUCUGAGUACCCAUCGCAUGGACGAGGCGAUGCGAUUCGGAUAUGGCGAGAGAUCUAAAUUCGGUGACCCUCUGUUUGUUGACGGGAUGGCCAAGUAUGAGAAGGACAUCCUGAAGCAGUCUACGAUCGAUGACAUUCGAUCUAAGAUCUCGGAUGCUCGAACUCAGAACGUAUCUGUUUAUGACCCAGCCGGGCUGGAAAGCCUGGAGACCCCUGGAACUUCCCACAUUGCAGCAGCCGAUCAUACUGGCCUUGCAAUCUCGGUAAUUACUACAAUCAACCUGCUCUUCGGUAGCCAUGUCAUGGUCCCAGAAACCGGUAUCAUCAUGAACAACGAGAUGAACGAUUUCUCCAUUCCUGGAUCAUCCAACUCGUUUGGAUACAUUCCCUCUGUAUCCAACUACGUUCGCCCUGGAAAACGCCCCCUUUCCUCCAUCACGCCCGCGAUAGUUGAGCGACCCAACGGCAAGCUAUUUUUGAUUGCAGGAUCCGCAGGAGGCAGCCGUAUUAUCACUGCCACCGUCCAGAACAUUAUCAAUUCCAUUGAUCGGGGACUCUCCGCCGCCAAAGCGUUGGCCAAACCCCGUCUGCAUGAUCAGUUGAUGCCAAACCAGGUCAGCUUUGAAUACACCUAUGACAAUGCAACGGUUGCCUCCAUGAAAGCGCGCGGUCAUAAUGUAACUUGGGUUGCUCCGGGACAGAGUACUGCCCAGCUGAUUCGGGUCUUGCCCAAUGGAACAUUUGAUGCUGCUGGUGAGCCGAGACAGCUCAACUCGGGUGGGUUUUCUGUAUAG